Messenger RNA from Athene cunicularia (burrowing owl), 2750 nucleotides. RefSeq names its product solute carrier family 12 member 9 (gene SLC12A9). The record is from RefSeq and is a predicted model, not a curated record. Gene Ontology annotation, cellular component: membrane. Gene Ontology annotation, biological process: chloride ion homeostasis; cell volume homeostasis; chloride transmembrane transport. Gene Ontology annotation, molecular function: potassium:chloride symporter activity. NCBI's taxonomy places the organism in Eukaryota, Metazoa, Chordata, Aves, Strigiformes, Strigidae. The transcript is spliced from 12 exons. The coding region runs from base 1 to 2553 and encodes 850 amino acids.
AUGCUGACCUCUCCCAUCUCCUCGGCAGGGUUCGUGGUGGGCCAUGCCGGGUUGUACCAAGCCCUGGCCAUGUUCGCGGUGGCAUACUUCAUCAUUGGCAUGACUGUGCUCUCCGUGUGUGCCAUCGCCACCAACGGGGCACUGGAUGCUGGAGGAGCCUACUAUAUGAUUAGCCGUGCCUUGGGCCCAGAGUUUGGGGGCAGUAUCGGGAUCAUGUUUUUCUUGGCCAAUGUGUGUGGCAGUGCCCUCUACGUGCUGGGGCUGGUGGAGGCGGUGGUUGACAGCUUUGGCAUCCCUCCCGGGCAAAAAGCGGGCACAGGUGUCCAUGUCCUGCCCCAGAGCUACUGGUACGAGCUGCUCUAUGGCACUGUGCUGCUGGCCCUCUGCCUCCUUGUGUGCCUCGUGGGCGCCUCCAUCUACGCUAAGGCCACCUUCCUCAUCUUCCUCAUCGUUGCGGGUGUCUUGGGCACCAUCCUUGUCAGCUUCUUCGCCACGCGGCCCAUCGGGGUGCCCAUCCGCUUGCCCCGCUUCAACGGCUCCGAGAUCGAGAAUGGCUCCUUCACCGGCUUCUCCCUCGCCACCCUGCGAGACAACCUGGGGGGUGGGUACGCGGUGGACUACACCACCGGGCAGAUGAUGAGCUUCAGCUCCGUCUUCGCGGUGAUGUUCAACGGCUGCACUGGCAUCAUGGCAGGCUCCAACAUGUCAGGGGACCUGAAGCGCCCAAGCUACUCCAUCCCGCGGGGCACCAUCUCUGCUGUGCUCUUCACCUACCUCGUCUACAACCUGCUGGCUUUCCUAAUGUGUGCCACCUGCAACAGGACCCUCCUGCAGAAGGACUAUGGUUUCUUGCGUGACAUCAGUAUCUUCCCACCCCUGGUCACUGUGGGCAUCUACGCUGCCACCCUCUCUGCAGCCAUGAGCAACCUCAUCGGGGCAUCCCGCAUCCUCUAUGCCCUGGCCCGGGAUGAUCUCUUUGGCCGGGCGCUGGCGCUGGCCAAGAAGACGUCUGCCAGUGGGAACCCGGUGAUGGCGGUGAUCCUCUCCUGGCUGGUGGUGCAGCUGGUGCUCUUCUCUGGGAAGCUCAACACCAUCGCAGGGGUCGUGACCACCUUCUUCCUCCUGGUUUACGCCACUGUCAACCUGGCCUGCCUGGCACUGGAGUGGGCAUCAGCCCCCAACUUCAGGCCCACCUUCCGGUACUUCACCUGGCACACGUGCCUGCUGGGCAUCGCGGGCUGCUGUGUCAUGAUGUUCCUCAUCAGCCCCGUGUCAGCCUCAGCGAGCCUGGGCUUCCUCCUCAUCCUCCUCCUUGCUCUCCACUACCUCUCGCCCAGCAGCACCUGGGGCUACAUCAGCCAGGCCCUGAUCUUCCACCAGGUGCGGAAGUACCUGCUGAUGCUGGAUGUGCGGAAGGACCACGUCAAGUUCUGGCGCCCGCAGAUGCUGCUGAUGGUGCAGAACCCACGGGGCAGUGCCCGCCUCAUCGACUUUGUCAAUGACCUCAAGAAGAGUGGCCUCUAUGUCCUGGGCCAUGUUGAGCUGCAGGACUUGGACACGCUGCCCUCAGACCCGCUGCAGCCCCAGCAGGACUCGUGGCUGAGCUUGGUGGACAAGCUGAAUGUCAAGGCCUUUGUCAGCCUCACCCUUGCACCCUCAGUGCGACACGGCGUCCGGCAGCUCCUCUUCACCUCUGGCCUUGGCGGGAUGCGCCCCAAUACCCUGGUUCUGGGCUUCUACGAUGACGAGGCACCGCAGGACGGUCUAGCCCGGCACCCCGCCUUCACCAGCGCCCGUGAGGAGGUCCCCCUGGGCUUCCCCCCUCUGCGGGCACCCGCCACCCCCAAGCUGCUGUCACCCCGGGAGUACGUGGGCAUCGUGGCUGAUGCCCUGAAGAUGCUUCGCAACGUCCUGCUGGCCCGGCAGCUGGAGAGCCUGGACAAGGCCUGGGAGCUGCGGCGGGCCGCCAGCCCCCCGCCCACCAUCCACGUCUGGCCCGUCAACCUGCUGCGGCCCGACAGCGCCCGCUACGCCGACACCUGCAGCCUCUUCCUGCUGCAGAUGGCCUGUGUCCUCAACAUGGCGCGGGCCUGGCGCCGGGCCCGCCUGCGCCUCUUCCUCUGCGUGGAGGCGGGCGCCAUGCCCCAUGCCCAGGAGGAGAAGCUGCGGCAGCUCCUCAAGGACUUGCGCAUCCAGGCCCAAAUCCAGCUGGUGCCCUGGGACGCCGUCACCCGCCUGCACUGGCAAACCCGACGCGGACCCCCGGGGGGACCAGCACCCGCCGGGGCAGCGGAAGAGGAGGAGGAAGAGGAAGGGGCUGUGAACUUCCCGGCCAACACCACGCAAGUGUCGGAUGAGUACGUCUGUGCUGCCAACAAACUCGUCCUGGAGCAGAGCCCCGCACCGGCCGUACGCUUCCUCUACCUGCCGCGGCCACCAGCCGACACCAGCCUCUACCCGCUCUACUUGCACCAGCUGGAGCUGCUCACCCGCGGGCUGGGCCCCACUGUGCUGGUGCACGGGGUGAGUGCCGUCACCAGCACCCAGCUCUAGGUCACCCUCGGGUCCCCCCUGGCUCCCUGCACCCUCCUUCGCCCAGUGCCUUUAGCAGCCUGAUCCUGGGGCUGUCCCAGCCCCCCUGUUCCCACCUGGCGGGCAGGUGGGUGCCCCACACUGGGAGGUGGGUGCAGGGGGGUGGUGGACGGGUUGGUUUUUGGGGGAUGUCUCUUGCAGAGGAUUAAAGCUGCCCU